This is a messenger RNA of Rhipicephalus sanguineus (brown dog tick), 1396 nucleotides long. RefSeq lists its product as uncharacterized. The record is from RefSeq and is a predicted model, not a curated record. Lineage: Eukaryota; Metazoa; Arthropoda; Arachnida; Ixodida; Ixodidae. The coding region runs from base 10 to 696 and encodes 228 amino acids. The transcript has 5 exons.
UUGUCUGCUAUGCUCACGUUACUAGCUGCGUUUGUGCAUUCCUGCAGAGGCACAGGAGGCGACUAUCUCCCAAGGUGGCGGGUGCGCAUCCUCAAUGUCGCAGGAACGCUGCCCCAGACCGGGGUUCGCGACCUUGCCUCCGAGGCUCCCGAAAUCGCGGACGAAGUCCCCAACGUGGCCGUGGAGGUUGUGCUGAGCGAAGGGCCUGCCCCAGGCGAGGCCACUGAUUCAAGCGAUGUCGCAGUCCCAAGCCAGGAUCACGCCCUGCCGCAGGCAUGGCCAGCCAGCAGGGUGUCUGUCGGCACAGCUGCAGGCACAACUGGCUUGUCAUCAGGUGAACAUCAGUACAGCAAUGUUCGUGUUGGGGAGCAAGCAGAAGGUGGCACAGGCUUUGCAUUUGCGCCACAGCAAAAGGUGUGUCAGACGAAGCAUCAAGAUGCCCACAGCCUACACCAUCCUGAUGACAUCGUCACGGUGCUUCGAGGAAUGAAAGAUGCAGCCGUCCGGCAGGCCGUGGCUCUUGAACGCCUUGCCAACGAGGCUAGGCAACAGAGAGAUGUGACCCAGCGACAGACUGCAGCUCUGGAGCGUCUAGUAGAGCUGCACACCGAGGAGUUGAAGGAAAUCCGCUGCAUCGGUGCCCUGGCACAGACAAUCUCCACAGCUCUCCAGCAGGGGACAGAGGAGUGUGAAUGAAGACAAUGGAUUCCUUUCUUUCUCCCUUGUGAUGGACCAGGAGGACCAGCAAUUAUUGUGUGUGUGUGUGUGUGUGUUUUAUUUUUUUUACAAUGCUGCUGUCACCCGCCACAUUGUUCUAGUGAUUAUGGUGCUCGACUGUCGACUCAAAGGUCGUGCUAUUGAAUCCCGGCUGGGGCAGCUGCAUUUCGAUAAAGGUGAAAUGCUAGAGGCCUGUGUGCUUAAAUUUAGGCACAUGUUAAAGAAGACCAGAUGGUCAAAAAUUUCCCAAGGCCUCUAUUUUGGUGUCCCUCAUAGUCACAUCGCGGUUUUGGCACGUAAAACCCCAAUAAUUAUUUUUUCAAUGCUGCUGUAAUUUCAGCUACGGUGUUCUUGUUUGAAUAUUGACAAAAAGUCAAAUACAGAAUGCCUUUGUAAGAGGCACUGGUGAAAGAGAAAAUUGGGUAUAAGAGCCACCAGUGUGCCUACAACGAAGUUGGGGUUGAAUAAAAAAUAAGAGCGUGGUACCCUGGUUGUAAGAGACACCUCAUGUAAGGGACAAGAAAUGCUCCCCGGUGCAUGUCGCUUAUAAAGGAGUUGAACUGUAACACCAAGGGCAAACCUGAGUGCUGUAAUGCAACUGAGGCUUUAUUGCUGUGCCAGAGUCAUUUUUAGUUAUGCUUGAAAGGGGCUAUAUUUGUAUGUAUGUAUUUUAUUUCCA